Exaiptasia diaphana is the source of this 4892-nucleotide messenger RNA. RefSeq names its product protein NLRC5. Gene Ontology annotation, molecular function: protein binding. The record is from RefSeq and is a predicted model, not a curated record. The transcript has 7 exons. Bases 583 to 4035 code for a protein of 1150 amino acids. Lineage: Eukaryota; Metazoa; Cnidaria; Anthozoa; Actiniaria; Aiptasiidae.
GGCUGAACUGCGCCCAUGGCGCAUGGGGAGUUUCUUCUUGUCGAUAUACGUUCAUAAUUCACAUCUAAUCACUUCACAUACGUUAUGAUUGCUAAUGGUCCUAAUGUCAUUUGUAAUUAUCAUACAUAUUGUCAUUGGUAAUGCAGUAGAAACCCCGGGUAAGAAAAACAGUAUGGACUCUUCCCCCCACUGUGUGGAAGAGUCUAGAAACCGGCAAUGCAGUCUGGGAUAGAUGCGUCGAAGGAGACGGACUGUGACUGCUGUGGGCUGCUGUGGGUGGGUGUGAGGUUGACGAAAGUUACAAUCUAAAUCCUGUAAAUGUACACAUUUACAGUCUUAGAACUUCACACGAUGUAGAAAAUUGCGAAUUUUACACGASAGAUCGUUGAUCUUAUUUGGAAUAACGAUCGUUUGUGUAGCUGGACUGAGCUCGWCAACGACUUCAUCGAUGUUUUGAUUUUCUGCAACGAAGCAUAUUUUGAUUUUCGGACAUUUGACCACGGAUUUCUCUUUGAGAAGAACUUCAAACAGACUGCAUUUAGAGUCUAGAUGCAUACAUACAGAUCAGUAAAUUACUGAAGGAUGGAUGAAGAGGAAAGGAAUUACUGCUUCUUGAUACUGCUCCUUUCAAGGGUAGGCCUUCCCAAGUUACGAGAUUUGUUCAUAAAAAAAUGGGAUUCUGCUGGAGGAUUUGUUUCUUGGAAAGAUUGCCGUCAGAAUGGUACAGAUUUGUUGACAAAGUUCACUCCACUUAAUUAUGAAAAACCCAAGGUUCAGUCAGGUGACACAACAACAUGGGAUUUGUCUCUUUUUGUCAAAGCUCUGUUGAAUUCCAGACCUCCAUUUGUGCCCAGCUCCAAGAAAGGUUUAGUUGCUGGAUUAAAAUGUUUGAAGGAAACCAGAAACAAACUUUGCCACUCACCAAAUGGAAAGAUUGAAAACUCAGAGUUUUGCAAUCUUAAAAGCGAUGUUUGUAAUGCAUUAACACAAGUUGGUGCUACAUCAAAAGACUUCAAAAAAUUAAAAAAAGAUGUGGAUCAUCAACCACUGAAUGAAUUGUUGUCACUGGUGAAACAUUGUGCAUCACAAGAUGAAGAAAUCCUUAAACAAAUAGAUGCAAUAAAACAAGGACAAGAAGAGAUCAAGCAAGGUCAGUCAGAUCUACAACAAGGACAACAAGAGAUCAAACAAGGUCAGUCAGGUCUACAGCAUGGACAACAAGAGCUCAAGCAAGGUCAGUCAGAUCUACAGCAAGGACAACAAGAGAUCAAGCAAGGCCAGUCAGGUCUACAACAAGGACAAGAAGAGAUCAAGCAAGGCCAGUCAGGUCUACAACAAGGACAACAAGAGAUCAAGCAAGGCCAGUCAGGCCUACAGCAAGAGAUCAAGCAAGGUCAUUCCGAUCUACAACAAGAGAUAAAGCAAGGUCAGUCAGGUCUACAACAUGAGAUCAAGCAAAGUCAGUCAGGUCUACAGCAAGGACAACAAGAGAUACUCAAAGCAAUCAAAUUUCAAGAUAAGGAAUCAAUAUCAAAGUCCUCAAACUUGUCAUGCGAAGAUGUCUUGUCUUAUUCUAAAAGACUGAAAACAUCAACAAAAGCUCAAACAGAAUUCCAACCAAAACUGUUGGCCAGUCAUGAUGUGCCAAGCACCAGAACAGAUGACAUAUUCACCAAUCUCAUGAUCCAACGUGAAUGGAAACCCUUGAAGAGAGUUGAAUUGCUCUCUAGAAGGAGACACCUGCAAAACUACAACAAACCAAGUGUUAAACACCAGAUUGAUAAAUGUCAAGACAUAUUCAUCAACCCAGAUCAUUAUGAAUCCAAUCCAAAGUCCAUACUUGUGAUUGGAAAACCAGGCAUUGGAAAGUCUCUCUUUUGUCAAAGGCUUUCUAGAGAUUGGGCUGAUGAUGUGUUAUUUCACAAAAGUCCAGAUGUUUCAAGAGUGGCAGCAGAUGAUUUUGACUUUGUGUUUCUAAUGACAUUUAGGCAAUUAAAUCUCUAUGGUGAUGAGAAGUUCAACUUCUGUGAGGUUUUAAAUCACUGUUCUGUGGUAGAUGAUCAUGCAAACAUCAAUGAACACUUGUUUGAGUACAUAAUCGGACAUCCAGAAAAGGUGUUGUUUAUCCUUGAUGGAUAUGACGAGUACUCCAAUCGAGCCAGCAUAUUGCAAUGCCCAUUUGAACAGAAGUAUGAAAACAACCCACGGCUUCAGAUGCCUGUAGCUGCUUUGAUAUCCAAACUCUUGAGAAAGAAGAUAUUUAAGAAUGCUGUAGUCAUGGUUACAUCAAGACCAACAGCAGCUGAUGAGUUAGGGGGAAUUCACAUGGAUGCAGUAGUGGAAAUAGCAGGGUUUUCUGUUGAACAAGUUAAAGAAUUUAUUUCAAAGUACUUCAAGUCAAAGAAGGAGGAAGUGAAGAUUGCUGCAAGAGAUCACAUCAUGAACAAUGAAAACUUGCUAAGCAUUGCACACAUUCCUGUGCUUUGUCACCUGAUGUGCUUUUGUCUUGAAUGGCAUAUUGAAAAUGGAACAGAGAAGUGCUUUCCAGCAACAAUAACUGAACUUUACUCUGAAGUUGUGGAAAUCUUUGAAGAUUGCUGUAAAACAAUUCAUAGAGCAUCCAAAGAGAAGAGUACUGUUAAAAAGCUAACAGAUUUGGCAGCUGCAAUGUUUAUGGAGGGAAAACUCAUUUUUGAUCAAAGAGAUGUUGAGAGAUUCCAUCUGACCUGCCCAGAGACAGGAAACCUGCAGUCUUUUGGUCUGCUAACAUGUGGCCCAGCAUUCAGAGUACGCCCAUCCAAGAUGACAAGACAUUAUUGUUUUUCGCAUCUUACACUGUAUGAGUAUUUUGCAGCUCUUGGUUUUGUGAAUAGUGGCAUAAUACCAACACUUGAAGCUGGAGAUGGCAAGGAGAUGGUGCUCAAGUUUUGUGCUGGUCUUUUCUCUGGAGUAGAAGAUGGUGAAAGGCUAAUGGAAGAGAUGAUUUCACCAUACUGCUGCUGCAAGCAUGGCAUGUUAGUGGCAAAGUGCCUACGUGAGUAUGGCGACAAAGAAUUUGGAGUUAAGAUUAUAGAAAAAUAUCACACACAGUUUAGUACUGAAAAAGGAGUUCUAUUCCAAAAUGAGCUACCUUUAAUUGAUAGUUCAGAUUGGAUAGCAUUGGUAUACUUCCUGGAUCUUGUAAGUCAGUUUUAUAAAGGUCUUGUAGACCACGCAAUAGAAUCCUUUUGCAUUAAUGGAUUAAAUAUAGAUGUCCAUCAGGUGUCAUCAUCUGUCAUCAAGCAGUUUGCUGAUUCACUAAAAAAUGAUGGCUGCCCUUUAACUUUCUUAAGUAUUAAUUUAACUUUGUUUAGUAAUUGUUCUUCUCAUCACAUUCUUGAGUGUCUUUUUCCAGCAUUACCAUCAACACACAUCACCGCACUUCACCUUAGUGGUCGAUUUACUAAUGAAGGGAUAUCAUCCCUUAGCGAUGUAUUACCAUCAACACACAUCACCACACUUCACCUUGGUGGUCUAUUUACUAAUGAAGGGAUGUCAUCCCUUAGUAAUGUAUUACCAUCUACACACAUCACCACACUUCACCUUUUUAGUGGACGAUUUAUUGGUGAAGGGAUAUCAUCCCUUAGCGAUGUAUUACCAUCAACACACAUCACCACACUUCACCUAGCUAGCGGUGGAUUUACUGAUGAAGGGAUAUCAUCCCUUAGCAAUGUAUUACCAUCAACACACAUCACCACACUUCACCUUGAUGGUGAGUUUACUGAUGAAGGGAUAUCAUCCCUUAGUAAUGUAUUACCAUCAACACACAUCACCACACUCAGUCUUUCAAAUUAUAUUAUCAUGUACAUGUAUUAUUCUUCUAGCUACUUUACUGAUAAAGGGUUAUUGACCCUUGGUGAAGUAUUGCCAUCAACAUCUAUCAAUUCUCUUAGUCUGGGUAGCAGUGCAAUUACUGAGAGGGGCAUAGAUCAACUUAGAAAAUCAGCACCAGCAUGCAAUAUUAUUAUAAUUGAAGAUAAUAGUCUUGGUUGGUAAUUAUAAUAAUGGUAACUGUUUUUAUUUUAAUCCAUAAAACCUCAGUAUUUUAUGAUUGCUAAUAGAAAUCAUGAAAGAUAGUUCUUUAUCUAGUGAUUUGUAAUUGUAUCAGACUAAAGGGUCCAUGUGUCCUGUUAUUGUGACUUCAAACUCUACUGUUUCAUCCUCAUCCUAUUAAAAGAGACAUGAUGGUUAGUUAAAGCAACAGACUUUGGGUUUACAGUAUGGGUUUGAUUCCCUGACCUGGCGAUCAUGUCUCAGUGUAUAAAAUAAUAAUAAUUAUGUAUAUUGUAGUUAUAUUGACUGAGUUUGAUUGGGCCAAUUAAUUAAACCAAAAUAUUUUGCCCCAGUCAUGCUGUGAGGACUAAACACAAAUUUUUCCCAUAUGGUCCGUCUAAACAUGGUCAGUAUUAAGCACUUUAUUAGAGCGGAUUUCGUAUGAGUGGGAAACGGAGGGUACUGUACUGUGACCGUAAUCGUGCUGUAACCAAAUUCUAAUGCCCGAUUGGUUCACCAAAAUUGUGAAGGCCAGGUCCGGUAACUGUGCGGUAACCGUGCGGUAACGGUGUCCCACUCAUACGAAAUCCUCUCUAUGUAAUCCAAUGUUAUGAGGGAGUAAAUUGACAAAAGCAUUAGUGAGGUAGCAAAAAAAAAUGCUUGCAAUUACAGCAUAAAUUCUUCCUAUGAUUUUUUCCCGGGGAAAAAUGUUUGAACUCAAAAAAUUUGUAUAAUUGCUGUAUUCCAUUCAAGCUCAGCUAAAAGAUUGAAUUUAAGGACAUCAUGUACAGUUAUAAUAAUUAUUAUAGUUACAUGUGUAUCAUUAUAAUUUUCCAAUAAACGUUUUCAUUUAAUGAUUU